This is a messenger RNA of Cordyceps militaris CM01, 1515 nucleotides long. Its product is annotated as MFS monosaccharide transporter, putative. The transcript has 5 exons. Lineage: Eukaryota; Fungi; Ascomycota; Sordariomycetes; Hypocreales; Cordycipitaceae. Gene Ontology annotation, molecular function: carbohydrate:proton symporter activity. The coding region runs from base 1 to 1515 and encodes 504 amino acids. Gene Ontology annotation, biological process: carbohydrate transport; transmembrane transport. The record is from RefSeq and is a predicted model, not a curated record. Gene Ontology annotation, cellular component: membrane.
AUGGCCAGUCUCUGGCGCCGGGCGCCCGGAAAGGCCGUCCUAUACUUGACCGACGCAGGCUAUAAUCAGGGUGUCAUGGGCACCGUCAGCUCAACCCCCGGCUUCAUCGAAAUGGCCCAGAUCGGCUCCGACGGCGUCGUCACCCAUUCCGUCAAGCAAGGCGGUCUCAUUGCCGCCUACUAUUUCGGCGCCAUGUGUGCCUGUUUUCUCGGCGGAUGGAUCGGUGACAGGAUCGGCCGUAAGCGCGGCACGCUCGUCGGCGUGCUCCUCGGAAUCACGGGCGCGGGCCUCAUGGCCGGCAGCAGCAGCGCGAGCAUGUUUCUCUGCGCGCGCGUCGUCGCCGGCCUGGGCGUCGGCUUCGUCAGCGUCACCGUGCUGCCGUGGGUCAGCGAGCUCUCGGCCGCGCACGACCGCGGCGCCGCCUUCUCGCUCGUCUUUACCGCCAACUUUGCCGGCAUCGCCGCGGCGAGCUGGCUCAACUUUGGCGUGCGCGACACGGGCCGCGCGUUUCGCUGGCGCUUCCCCUUGGCGUUUAUGGCGAGCCCGCUGCUCCUUGUCGCCGCUGCGCUGUUCUUCUUGCCCGAGUCGCCGAGACGAGACCUGUCGCCGGCCGAUCCCGCCAUCGUGACGGAGCUUGCCCACCUGGACGCCACAUUUGCCCAUGGCCGUCAACCGGGCGCGUUUCUCAAUCUGCUGCUCGGCGGCGGGCGCUCGGGCAGGCUGCACCUCGGGCGGCGGGCGGUCAUGGGCUGCGCGCUCCAGUGGAUGCAGCAGUGGACGGGCAUCCUCGCCAUUGUCGGCUGGACGGGCGAGCUGUUCCGCCUCGCCGGGUUCGACGCCUACAAGUCGCUCUGGCUCGCCGGCCUCGUCAACACGCUUGGAGUUCCCGGAACGGCAGCGGCCGCUCUCGUCAUUGACCGCAUGGGACGGGUCGGGUCCCUCAUGGUCUCAUUCAUCACGCAGGGUAUCGCCCCGUUUCUGGUGGCCGCCUUUGUCAAGACAUCCCAGGACGCCGUGGCCACGGACCCGGCCACGUCUGUACAGCUUGGCACCGCUGCGGCGUCGUUUGUGUUUGUGUACAUUUGGUUCUUCACCAUGUUCAACAUCGUGCCAUGCUGGAUCUAUGGUACCGAGAUUUGGCCUCAGGAGAUGCGCGCCACAGGGUACAGCUUCACCAUAUUUGGCUGGGCCGCUGGGUGCGGCAUGACGCAGUUUGUGAUUCUCAUCAUGCUCCUGAAGCUCGGCUACAAGACCUACCUCUUCUUUGGCGUCAUGAAUAUUGCGGCAAUGCCAAUCGUGUGGUACCUGUAUCCCGAGGUCGCGAAACGGUCCCUCGAGGAGAUGAGUCUCUUGUUUACGAGCGACAGCCUCUUGGUAAGCGAAAACAUAAAGGCAUACCAUCAGCGCGUGGCGGCCGCCGGAGGUGAUGUCGCAGUCGCUUCCAGACGCUUGCUGGACGAAGUCCAAGGCAGCGACAAGGAAGCUCAGAGGACUGACAAAAGCCCUGCGAGAUGA